UCUCCCAGACUUACAGACAACUUCAGACUGAAAACUUUCAACAUGCUCGAUUUGUUGACAUUUCUCGUUGAAACGCUAUCUCUUCUUAACAACUACGAACUUUUUGAACUGAAAUGGACUGAAAAGGAAUCCGUGCGCAAAGAGCGCACGAUAAACGGUAACGCGCCGUUGUCUUUUCGGCGAGGGGACAUUUUAGAGGUGCCGAGAACUUUUUUAACACACUUCGGUAUCUACUUGGGUGAAAACAAAGUUGCGCACCUUAUACCAGAUAUAAUGCCUGUUCUAACCAAUGAUAAGUUGGUCAUCGAAAAAGUUAUCACGAAUAAGAGACUCAUUCUGGGUUGCUUGUACAAGUAUGCCACGGUGCGCGUGGAUACCGUUGAAGACUUCGCGUAUGGCUCCAAGAUAUUGGUGAAUCAUAUCGAUAGAAUGUUUAAGACGCAACAACUGCUCUCAAAUGAAGAGGUCGCAAAGAGGGCAGAACAACUCAUAGGCGCCAUCCCGUACAGUUUAUUAUGGAAUAACUGUGAACAUUUUGCUACAUACUGCAGAUACGGAUCACCGAAAAGCCAGCAAACAGAAAAGUUCUGUGAGGGCUUGAAAUUAGUCAUCAGAGAUCAAAGGAGUGUUUGUCUCAGCGUUCUUCUGGGAGCGAUCUACAUUCUCUGCUUUGGCAUGGCACCUACAACUACGUUACCCCAUAAUCUUACAUAAAUUUUCACUCUGUGGAUGGCCGGCUAGAAUCUUUAAACACUAUUCUGACAUUUCAAGCAGAAACCUUUCGGGAUGGCGAUCUGCAGUGGUGCUUGUAGACGGAAUUAAUGCACCCGCCACUCAGACACCUUGGGUGUGGCCUAGCGUAUGCCAUUGUUACAGCAAGAGCUACCACGUAAUUUAAUAUUUCCUAGCACAAGUGUUUCCCAAUCCUAAUCCCUGGACCCGAAGGGGUACAAGUUUUAGUUUUUUUUCCCUAGGACUCACAAACCU
Esox lucius (northern pike) is the source of this 987-nucleotide messenger RNA. It is a transcript of the gene lrata, whose product is annotated as lecithin retinol acyltransferase a. The record is from RefSeq and is a predicted model, not a curated record. Gene Ontology annotation, molecular function: phosphatidylcholine-retinol O-acyltransferase activity. Lineage: Eukaryota; Metazoa; Chordata; Actinopteri; Esociformes; Esocidae. Gene Ontology annotation, biological process: retinol metabolic process.